UAGUAACCUCAUUUCCUCAAGCUUUUCGUUUCAAGAACGUCAUUUUCUCAUUCUCCUCAUUUCCAUAGUUUGUCUCAGAAACCCUAGCAGAUGCAAAGAAACCUUCAGGCUGAAGACGAAGAUUGUUUCCAGUAACUCAUUUGCAGGCUAAGGUACAUGGAUAUCCAUCUUCAUUUCGUUUUCAUAGUUGUCGUUAUUAGCUUGUUGUCUUCUCUGUAGUCUCACGUAUUCCUUAUUCGUUGUGAUUAGGUCAUGAGUGAUCGGUUUGAGUGUGUUGUACAUCAUGGGGAUGUGUUUACUGAGUUUAAUAGGUUAGGUUAUGAUGGGUUAGAGGAGAUUUGGGGGGUUAACCCGGAUUAUUGGAGUUAUUUCGAGGUUAUGGAUAGUUUAAAAGAACUAGGGUACCCAAAAGUAGAUAGUUUGUGGUAUUACGAUGCAAUGGAUGAUAAUGAGUUAGUGAUGUUGAAAGACGACACAUGAACAACUAGAAUGAAAUUUAUUGCAUUGAUUAAUGGGAAUGUGCAUCUAUAUGUCAUGUAUCCAGUUGAAGCAGAAGCUGAACUAAUUAAUGAGGAUGUGGAUGAAUUGAAUAAUGCUGCUAUAGUAGGAACUUUUGAUGAGUUGGGGACCAUUGAAGACUUGAAUAACCUAGGUGACAAUGUUGAUGAAGGAGGGCUCACUGGUGUAGAAGAAUCAUCCAACCAAGAAGAUCCUUUUGGGGAAUUUAAUAAGGAUGGGACCACUGGGAACUCAAAUGAGAAUGUUAACUUUGAGGGGGACAUUGUGUCUGUUGAUGCUAUAGUGGAUAUCACUUUAGAUGGGACCACUGAGGCUGUUGAAUUUGACCAAAUAGCUGAGAGACUAGUUGGUAACCACAAUGAUACAGAAGGACUAAAUAGUUACAAGGAAUCUGAGGAGAAGGGCAAAGGUGCCAAGAAACCCAAGGUUGGAAUCCUGACUUGAAGCUGAGGGAUAUCAUGGAGAAAACAAAACAAAAGUGGAAUUUAGGGAUCAAUAAGACACUUGCAUACAGAGCUAACUCAAUUGCAGUUGACAUUGUAGAUGGUUCUUUUAGGGAUCAAUAUACAAGAAUCCAUGAUUAUGGACAUGAGCUUUUAAGGUCCAACCCUGGUUCAACUGUGGUUAUUAGUAGUCAACCUUGCCAACCAAGUCAAGGUGGAGAGGACAAUACUGAGAAUAUUGAUAGGCCUUUGAAUCCACACUUCCAAAGGAUAUAUAUCUGCUUCAAAGCUUGCAAGGACAGUUUCUUCAAGUGUAGACCUAUUAUAGGUUUGGAUGGAUGUUUUUUGAAAGGCUACUAUGGGGGACAAAUCCUUGCAGCAAUUGGGAGGGAUCCUAUUGAUCAAAUGCUGCCCAUAGCAUAUGCUGUAGUUGAGGAAGAAACCAAAGAAUCUUGGAGCUGGUUUUUGGAAUUAUUAACAACUGAUUUGGGAGGUGUCCGAAUAUGCAAGACAUACACAUUUAUAAGUGAUCAACAGAAGGGUUUGUUACCUGCACUUGAAGAGUUGCUACCAGGAGUUGAUCAAAGGUUUUGUGUUAGGCACUUAUAUAGCAAUUUCAAGAAGAAGUUUCCUGGUGUCAAAUUAAAGGAGUUGAUGUGGAAGGAUGCUUAUGCAAGUCAUCCAAAUGCUUGGGAGAAAAUUAUGAGACAAAUUAAAGAUAAGAAUCCAGAUGCCUUUAAUCACAUUUGGAAGAUCCCACCUAGAUUUUGGAGUAAAUCAAUGUUUAAAAGUGGUCCAAAAUGUGACACUUUGGUGAAUAAUAUGUCUGAAGCAUUUAACUCUGUCUUUGUAAUUGCAAGAGCCAAGCCCAUUGUGACUAUGCUUGAAGAGAUUAGGGUGUAUCUGAUGAUGAGAUGGGAGUCUAACAGGAAAAGGAUUGCAAAAUAUAAUGAUACUAUUCUGCCCAAUAUCAGAAAGCAGUUGGCAAAACAAUCUUAG
Vicia villosa (hairy vetch) is the source of this 1961-nucleotide messenger RNA. RefSeq lists its product as uncharacterized. The transcript has 3 exons. The record is from RefSeq and is a predicted model, not a curated record. Lineage: Eukaryota; Viridiplantae; Streptophyta; Magnoliopsida; Fabales; Fabaceae. The coding region runs from base 978 to 1961 and encodes 327 amino acids.